AUGCCUCGACGAUUCAUAGUGGUCCGCCACGGCCAGCGCCUGGACGAGGUAGACAGCACCUUCGCGGAGAGCGCGGCCGCUCCGUGGGACCCGCCGCUGACAGAGCACGCGCAGGUGCAGUGCCGUGAGGCGUCGCAGAGGCUGCGGGACGCUGGGUUCGACAAGAUAGACCGCCUCGUGUCCAGCCCGCUGCUGCGGUGCCUGCAAACGUCCCAUGCGGUCCUCAGGGAGCACGGCGCGCUCCCGCUGGACAAGAUGUGCGUCCACAUGGGGCUCGCCGAGCACCUCAAUGCACGAAAUACGCGAAUGGUCGGACGGGAGGAUGAUCCCGCGCUGCGAGAUCCACAGGACUGGCUCUUCGGCCCGGGGGGGUUCGACGGGCGCGCGGUCGAGUUCUCCGACGCGUUCAAGGACGCCGUGAUCGGGUUCGUGGGGGAGCUACCAGAGUUCCCUGAGUCAGUGGGGGACUCCUGCGUGCGGUAUGAGCGCACGCUGCGCGACCUGGCGACGGGACCCGAGGCCAUCCCCGAGGAUGCCACCGCUCUGUGCGUCACGCACGGGCAGGCCGUGACAGCGAUCUACCAGAUGAUCAAGCCCGACAUGAUGGUGUACCAGUGCGACCAUCUCGCCUACGUCGCCCUGGAGUGGACCGGCGGCCCCGACGACGACGCUUCCACCGCGCCGAGCACAGACGCCGCCGAAGGCGUCGACUCCGGCUCUGAGGACCCGCGCACGAAGCAGCCGCCGCGCGGCUGGCGCUUCUUGGGCUCCUGGGGCGUGCACGCGAUGCCAGACCCGGACCUUGUUGCUGACGACGACGAUGAGCCAAGCGCCCCCGCGAUGGAGCCUGGCGGCGGCUGGGACGCAGAGCAGGCUGACGGGGACGAAGGCAGGGGUGCGGGGCGUCCUGCGGCGGCGAGGUCGUCUGAGUCUGAGCUCGGAGGGGACGCGGAGGGUGCGCUGCGGUCAGGGGGGGGGUCUGAGCGGGACGAGGAGGCGGGAGGGUGA
Pedinophyceae sp. YPF-701 is the source of this 1008-nucleotide messenger RNA. NCBI's taxonomy places the organism in Eukaryota, Viridiplantae, Chlorophyta, Pedinophyceae. The record is from the annotation of a GenBank genome assembly.